GUUUGGCUUGACAGGAAGCUUUUGUUUAACUACCAUGUGAAACAGAAGACAGCUGCAGCAACUAGGGCACUUAACAUGAUUUCUAGAUUAUCCAACUCAGAAUGGGGCCUUUCAGCACCAGCAAUAAGGCAACUAUACUAUACCUGCAUUACUCCAAUAGCUGACUAUGGAGCAGAGGUCUGGUGGAAAGGUCAAAUUGGUCUUGCUAACAAGUUACAGAAGUUGCAGGCAGAGGCAAACAGAAGAAUCCUGGGGGCUUUCAGAACUUCACCAACUGCUGCAAUGGAGAUUGAAGCAGCCACCCUUCGCAUUCCAUUGAGACUUGACAGACAGUGUAAGAGAUAUGCUUACAGAGUUUUACAGAUGCUUUCAGACCAUCCUAUCAGGCAGAGAACACCCAGCUCAUUCCCAAGCACCCUUUCCUCAUCUAUUCCACUAGACAGACCAUGCUCCUCCUCCUCUGAGAGUGACAUAUCUUGGACUUCUUCCUACAAGCAACAUAACAGAACAUACUUGUGGAAUCCUCAGCAUGAGCCAUAUGGCAAGAUGCAGGCUGAUUGGAGGAAAACUGAUUCUGAGCAAGCUAAGUUCCCCACCCAACUAAUAAGAGUGUUAAAUACACUAAGUUCAUUCCUGCCUGUAGGACAAGAUGUUGAACAGUGUUACCCAAACCUGCAACCACCCUGGGAUACCAACCUGCCUGACACCACCUCCAGACUUGACAUCACUAUCAGCCAGGAAGACAAAGACACUGCAGCCAAAAGUCAUAUUACUCUCCUCAACUCCCUCGACAAUUCAGAAAACCUUGUUCUCUACACAGAUGGAAGUGAACUGCAAAAUGGAGGAGUAGGAGCAGGAGUGGUAAUGAUGCAUGGUGGUGGGAUUGUUGGAAGAUGGAGAGUUGGAUUAGGAUGUGGGAUGAAGGUGUAUGAUGGGGAAUUGGUAGGUAUUGCCAGCGCACUCACAGAAGCCAGCAGGUCCAGCCUAUCCUUCAAGCACAUCUUGGUUUUCACCGACAACCAAGCAGCAAUCAGCAACUCUCACAGACUCUCUCCCCACCCUGGACAACAAAUUUCUCAACAGAUUCAACAACUUACAAAGGACCUUCUGUCCUCUGACCUGGACAUACAGCUUCAUCUCUCUUGGGUACCAAGUCACACUGGUAUUCAAGGUAAUGAUGAAGCUGACAGACUUGCAAAACAAGCAGCUGAGUAUCCCCAACCUGAUAUAGACAGUUUCCUCUCACUGACCAAAUUGAAGACACAGAUCAAGCAGUCUGCCCUUAAAGCCUGGCACCAGUACUGGACACAGCUACAACCAGCUAAACAGGGCAGACAUUAUAGGUCUAUCCACUUCCACCUACCUUCUCUGCAUCCUCCACUACACUUCUUUCAGCUCCACAGACCACAACUUGCAACUGUCACCCAACUUAGACUUGGGCAUGGCUGCUUCAAUACCUAUCUUAGCAGAUUGGAUGAGAAUGUUAGUGACAGAUGCAGUUGUACUAAGAGCACACCACCACCACAGACACCAGAACACCUGAUCCUAUACUGCAGCAGAUACCAACAGCAUAGACACCUCCUAAGAUCA
Molecule: messenger RNA, 1590 nt
Organism: Tuber aestivum (summer truffle)
Lineage: Eukaryota; Fungi; Ascomycota; Pezizomycetes; Pezizales; Tuberaceae
Source: the annotation of a GenBank genome assembly